Messenger RNA from Camellia sinensis, 1842 nucleotides. Its product is annotated as glucan endo-1,3-beta-glucosidase 14. NCBI's taxonomy places the organism in Eukaryota, Viridiplantae, Streptophyta, Magnoliopsida, Ericales, Theaceae. Gene Ontology annotation, biological process: carbohydrate metabolic process. Gene Ontology annotation, molecular function: hydrolase activity, hydrolyzing O-glycosyl compounds. The record is from RefSeq and is a predicted model, not a curated record.
GAAAGACCAAAAAAUAAAGGCACCCAAAAAGUUGGAAUUUAUUCCCAACCCACCUCAAAACCAAAUCUAAACACCUCCAAAAAGGAACAAUAAUAAUCAACCAUCAAUCAUCUCUGAAUGAGGGCUAGGAAUCUUCUCCUUCUUUUUCCCUCUCAUGGCAUGCUUUCAAGGGAAGCAUUGCAUCCCCAAAACCACACUAGGUGUCGUCGCUGUCGAAGCUAUCAUUUUCAAUGAUUACUGUUCACCACUCUUUACACGCACUGUUUUCUACAAAAGGAAUGGUCUUUUCCAUUUGAUUCACCUUUCAAAAUCCCCAAUGGAAUCCUUUUCUUCUUCUUUCUUUCUCUUCCUUUUUUUGCUUGCCUUUCCUAACGUGAUUGCGUUCACAGGGACGUAUGGAGUAAAUUAUGGCAGGAUAGCAGACGAUCUCCCAAAACCUGGGACUGUAGUGUUGCUUCUCAAAGCAAACAAGAUUAAGAACAUCAGAAUCUAUGAUGCUGAUCAUGAAGUUCUCAAAGCCUUUAAAGGGUCUGGAAUUGAAAUAGUGGUUGGCCUUGGGAAUGAGUAUUUGAAGGACAUUAGUGUGAGCAAGGAUCAUGCGAUGGAUUGGGUGAAAGAAAAUGUGCAGGCAUUCCUCCCUGGAACUCGCAUUCGUGGAAUCGCUGUGGGAAAUGAGAUCUUGGGCAGCACUGAUCAAGAACUCUGGGAGGUCUUGUUGCCCGCGGUGAAAAAUGUCUAUGAUGCCCUUGACGGGCUUGACCUGACUAAGGUAGUCGAGGUUUCAUCACCCCAUUCUGAGGCUGUAUUUGCCAAUUCCUACCCUCCAUCAGCAUGCACCUUCAAGGACACGAUUCUUCCAUACAUGAAACCGCUUCUGCAGUUCUUCUCACAUAUUGGUUCUCCUUUCUAUAUAAAUGCUUACCCAUUUCUCGCCUACAUGAGUGAUCCCGAGCAUAUUGACAUCAACUAUGCUCUUUUCCAAAAGAAUGCUGGGAUCUAUGAUGCGAAGACUAAAUUGCGUUAUGACAACAUGUUUGAUGCACAGGUUGAUGCGGCUUAUGCUGCUUUGGAAAAGGCGGGGUUUGAGAAGACACAGGUUAUUGUUUCAGAAACCGGUUGGGCUUCUCGUGGGGAUGAAAAUGAAGCAGGGGCCUCAUUAAGAAAUGCAAGGACUUACAACUAUAAUUUGCGUAAGAGGCUAUUGAAGAAAAAGGGGACGCCUUAUAGGCCAAAGAUUGCUGUGCGGGGAUAUGUUUUCGCCUUGUUUAAUGAGAAUUUGAAGCCCGGACCAACCUCUGAGAGAAAUUUUGGACUGUUUAAACCUGAUGGGAGCAUUGCUUAUGAUAUUGGGUUUGAUGGGCUUGAACCUUCUUCAGCAUCAUCAUCUCUUCUCUCCUUAAAGGACAUUGGAUUUAUAGGUUGGUUCAGGUCAGCGAACUCACUAGUUUACACGACUUCUGCAUUGGUUCUGCUUCUGAUUUUGAUGCAAUGACCGAUUGAAACACUCCAAUCUCUCAUUCCCUCAUCGCAUUUGAUGUUACCUAAUUUCUCGAGGCAUUUGACCUUCUUCACUAUGUACAAAUUGUUGCAUUGUUACUUCUUAUUUGAUUCAUUGUAUUUUCUUGUACUUAACAAACUGACACUCUUGUAAUGCUUGAUGGCUGAAAAUUCUUGAUUAUCUUUUUGAAUAUAAUUCAGAAUUUUUUAUGCAAUCUUCUUUGGAGGAAACCUUGUAUGUCACUUAAAAUUGGGUUUCACAUGGCUCGUCCAAAUAUAUAAUGACCAAUUUUUUCACUCUUCUUGGUCGAGAGCUCUGCGAAGUUAUAAAAAAUGGUGUUUCUU